UUCCAAGUUUCAACUUUCUAUGCUUGCUCGAUAAUAAUCAGAUUUUGAACUUUUAGUUUUUCCCAAAAAUAAAACCAAUGAUUACAACCGUUUGUGUUUGUGGUGUAAAUUGUAAAAGGGCAACACAACAAAGCCUGCUUCCUUUUAUAGGCGGUAGUAAAAUAGUUUUCUGUUGUUCUGACGUGCACAUUCUAUUUUUGGAAUGAGUCCACCUCAUUUCUCAAUUCCCGUAGCCAUUUCAGAGCAAUCCUCUUUCUCUCGGAGUCUGGGGUUCGCAUAGUUUCGAGGUUUUCAACUCGCUUCUUUGUCAACUUCCUUUGGUCGGUAAUGGUCGGUAAUUUUGCAAGCUAUAAGCACCAGAUAUCGAUUCAAUUUUACAGUUUAGGGUUCCUUAGUUUUGCCAGUAAAAGUCAUGAAUCUGAGAUUGGAUUUGUGUUAUUGAUAUGAACAUCUGUGGCUUUCCGCAAUUCGCAGCUGGAAGAGGCCAAUUUGUUCCAUCCCAGCUUCGUUGAAUUUGAGUCUCCGACACAUAUUACGACUUGGUGACAUCGAGAUAAAAAAAACUCUGGGAUCGUAUUAUCGUUGAGUCUUGCAAGACUGAAACUAGCAGAUGUAGGAAUUCUAGUUUCGCUGUGAAAAAUUUUCAAAAUGGAAUUCCCUUCCCCACCAAAAGAUAAGCCGAUGGGUUUCUGGGCUUCUCCGAGACCUCAGAUGGAGAAUCCUGCGUCUAUGGAUGGUUUCACAAGGCCAGACGACCCAUUCAACAGCUUCUCUGAGCUCAUGAACUUUGAUACUUACGCUGGGUGGUGUACAAGUCCUUCAGCAGCUGAUCAGAUGUUAGCAUCUUUUGCCCUAUCAGCCGGCUAUGCACCCUAUGAUUACACAAACUUCACAGAACAAGUCAAAUCCGGUUUUCUCCCAACUGAUGGAGAAAUUAAUGGUGGAGAAAGAGUAUCCUUUCCUACCCCAGACACCCAGUUCACCAUACCUGUGAAUUCAUCUGAUGAAAAUGGAAAUGGAAGUUCUUGUCAACAGAAAAACAUUCAAGCAAAUGGAAAUGGUAUCAUCCAUAGGUCACCAGGUGGUCGACCCCUUGCUGAAAAGAUGCUGAAAGCAUUGUCUUUGUUCAAAGAUUCAUCUGGAGCAGGGAUCUUGGCUCAAGUUUGGGUUCCAAUUAUGGAAGGUGAUAAGUAUAUAUUAAGCACUUGUGAACAGCCUUAUUUGCUUGAUCAGAUGCUGGCUGGAUAUCGAGAAGUUUCCAGAGGCUUCACGUUUUCAGCUGAAGUGAAACCUGGUGGCUUUUUAGGGCUUCCAGGUAGGGUUUUCAGCUCAAAAGUUCCUGAGUGGACUUCAAAUGUUUCUCACUAUAAUAAAGGUGAAUACUUGCGAAAAGAUCAUGCACUUAGUCAUGAAGUCCGAGGAUCUAUUGCUCUACCUAUUUUUGAAGAUGACUCCUAUGAUACAUCUUGUUGUGCUGUUCUUGAACUUGUUACAAUGAAAGAGAAGGCUGAUUUCAGUGUAGAGAUGGAUCAUGUUUCACGUGCUCUUGAGAGUGUGAACCUGAAAAGUGUUGCACCUCCUCGACUAUAUAAGCAGUGCCUCUCAAAAAACCAAAUGGCUGCACUAUCCGAAAUAACCGAUGUUCUUCGAGCAGUAUGCCAUGCACACAGACUACCCGUUGCUCUAACAUGGAUCCCAUGUAGCUACAACGAAAAACUCCAUGACGAAACCAUAAAAGUACGUGUCGGAGGGCGAAAACGUAAUUUCAAUUCAUCAGAAAAACCAAUCCUCUGCAUCCAAACCGACGCCUGUUACGUCAACGAACGAGAAAUGCAAGGCUUCAUUCAAGCAUGCAGUGAACAUCACCUUGAAGAAGGACAAGGAAUUGCCGGAAAAGCCCUUCAAUCAAAUCACCCUUUUUUCUACCCUGAUGUGAAAGACUACGAUAUUCGCCAAUACCCACUUGUCCAACAUGCAAGAAAAUUUGGCCUAAAUGCUGCUGUUGCAAUUAGACUCAGGAGUACUUACACUGGUGAUGAUGAUUAUAUCUUGGAGUUUUUUCUUCCUGUUAACAUGAAAGGCUCAACAGAACAACAACUUUUGUUGAAUAAUUUAUCCGGGACUAUGCAGAGGAUUUGUAGGAGUUUGAGGACAGUUUCGGAAAAUGAAUUGUCAGGGGUAGGUGGGGGUGGGGUAGAUGCUGGGUUUCAGAUGGGGGUAGAUGAAAGCUCAUUGCCACUUGAGGUAUCAAGAAGCUCUUCUGAGAAGAAAUAUGUUGAGGGGAGUUUGAUUCCUGCUGAUCAAGUUUCUGUUAAUGCCACUGAAUCUGUUGAUGUUAGGAUUGGACCUCGUCCACCCGAUCAGAUGGUUGGUGGAUCAAGGAGACAAUCAGAGAAAAAGCGAAGUACAGCAGAGAAGAAUGUUAGUUUAAGUGUUCUACAACAAUACUUUUCUGGGAGCCUUAAGGAUGCUGCUAAAGCAAUUGGAGUUUGUCCUACUACACUGAAAAGGAUAUGCAGACAACACGGGAUUUCCCGAUGGCCAUCGCGAAAAAUAAAUAAAGUAAACCGUUCGUUAAAAAAAAUACAAACGGUUCUCGACUCAGUACAAGGAGUGGAAGGCGGGUUAAAAUUCGACCCAACAACCGGUGGACUCGUACCCGCAAACCCGGUCAACCCGGUCAACCAAGACACGCAAAAAUCAGUCAAAGUUGAAGAUGAAUCAUACACGAUAGUCAACAAGUCAACUUCCAUCCCGAUCGUGACAAACUCUAUAAACAGUUUGAAAACUCCAUGGACGUUUUCGAAACCGGAUCAAAGCUCGGGGUGUGAUGACAUGGACACGUGUGAUGACAUGGAAAAAUCCAACCAAUCAACUUCUUCCAGCAUGACGGAUUCGUCAAAUGGGUCGAUGAUGAAUGGAAGUUCAUCGAGUUCUCCGAUUUUUAAAUCACCGAAAAACGAAAUGUUGUUUGGAGAUGAAGGGAAUAAUAAUAAUAAUAGUAAUAAUAAUAAUAAGAUGAUAACUGUAAAGGCUACAUAUAAAGAAGAUACAGUUAGGUUUAAGUAUGAUCCUUUGUCUGGAUGGUUUCAGCUGUAUGAAGAAGUUGGGAAAAGGUUUAAGAUAGAAAGAGGGACUUUUCAGCUUAAGUAUAAAGAUGAUGAAGAGGAAUGGGUUUUGUUGGUUUGUGAAUCGGAUUGGAUCGAGUGUUUGGAGAUUUUGGAGUUUCUUGGGACUCGAAAUGUUAAGUUUCUUGUGAGAGAUGCUACUUUUGGGAUGGGCAGUUCGGGCGGGAGUAACUGUUUCUUGAUGGGCAGUUGUUGA
Molecule: messenger RNA, 3324 nt
Organism: Lactuca saligna
Lineage: Eukaryota; Viridiplantae; Streptophyta; Magnoliopsida; Asterales; Asteraceae
Source: the annotation of a GenBank genome assembly